Molecule: messenger RNA, 754 nt
Organism: Fomitiporia mediterranea MF3/22
Lineage: Eukaryota; Fungi; Basidiomycota; Agaricomycetes; Hymenochaetales; Hymenochaetaceae
Exons: 2
Coding region: 108-665 (185 amino acids)
Source: RefSeq, a predicted model, not a curated record
AUGAGAAGCGCUAACCUUGCAUCGAUCCCCCGGUGUUCCAUACUCUGGUUUACCUCCUGCCAAAUACCACAAUUCGGACUCCUGCCCUUUGCAGGCACUGUAUGUGAAUGUCGUCCGUUAUGACUUUAUGCGGUGGUAAUUUUGAGCUGCAAUGGAGCUGUUUAAAAUUAUCUUCAACCAGCCAUGACAGCCUUGCUUUCAUGGCCUGUCCUUCCAUUGGCAGCUUCGUGCAUCUGAUGGAUUUGGACUCGACGUUCAAUCAAUUUUGCCGUCCUUCGUUCGAGUCCUGUUUGUUGUCAGGCGGGACGGCUCAGGUUACUUGUUGCCUGGCCUCGCCGUUGAUCAGCCUCAAGCGUCUUGCCACAUGUCCUACGUGCACAGCUCUGAUGGUACAUGACCUGACGUACGGCCGGGUGCACAAAAUCAGCAUCGUCAAUUGUCUUUUUGUGCUAGUCGUGUCGACAGUCAUUGUCUGGAAAGGAGUGGAGGAUAUCUCUUAUUUUACAUGUCCUACAUGCACAGCUUGCAGAGUUCUGAUGGUUCAUGACCCGGUGUAUACUCACAUGUGCAAAACUAGCAUUGUCAAUCGUCUUAUGAAGCUGGGUUGUGUCAGCAAUGUUGGAUUUGUUCUAGAAAGGAGUGGGGGAAAUCUUGGCAGAAUUUAAGACAAACUUUGUGAGUCGUACAGCUGGCAGACGCGGUCUUUGGCAUCAUGUAGCGAUGGCUUGUAAAAAGAUCUUCCAUUAGUAAUCAC